AAAAAAGGCUCUUACUCUCCGCCGGCGGCAAAUAUCACACCGUUAGGGUUUCAUCAUCGCCUAGAUUUAUAAUUCAAUGGCAACCAGUAAGUAUAUUCCUCCUACACUCGCUCAAUAUUUUCGCAUCUGAGUUUGAUCUCCUUGUGGUCUGUUUAUGCAGUGGCUAGGUCGUUUCUGCAGGCGAUAUCGAAGGAUGAGGCGGUGGCUCCUCCGCUCAGAGUUGUUCAGAUCGAAGGAUUGGCUGUGCUGAAGAUAAUCAAACACUGCAAGGAGUUUGCACCAACGCUUGUCACAGGGCAGCUUCUUGGACUUGAUGUUGGUAGUGUCCUUGAAGUCACCAAUUGUUUUCCUUUCCCUGUGAGAGACGACGAUGAAGAAAUUGAAGCGGAUGGUGCUAAUUAUCAGCUUGAGAUGAUGAGAUGUCUGAGAGAGGUUAAUGUUGACAACAACACUGUUGGCUGGUACCAGUCCACAGUUCUUGGAUCCUAUCAGACCGUUGAACUGAUUGAAACCUUCAUGAAUUACCAGGAGAACAUCAAGAGGUGUGUGUGCAUCAUCUAUGAUCCCUCUAAAGCUGACCUAGGCGUCCUAGCUUUGAAGGCUUUGAAGCUUUCAGAUUCCUUUAUGGAGCUGUACCGAGGUGGAAACUUUACAGGCGAGAAGUUGAGAGAGAAAAAUUUCUCUUGGAUGGAUAUUUUUGAAGAAAUUCCUAUCAAGGUUUCAAACUCUGCGCUUGUCAGUGCCUUCAUGACCGAACUGGAGACUGAUGCACCUGUCUCACAGGGUGAUUAUGAUCGUCUACACUCAUCAACAACUCCUUUCCUUGAGAACAAUAUGGAGUUUCUGAUUAAAUGCAUGGAUGAUUUAUCUAUGGAGCAGCAAAAGUUCCAAUAUUACUACCGGAAUCUCUCUCGUCAGCAAGCGCAGCAGCAAGCCUGGCUCCAGAAGAGGAGGACGGAGAAUAUGGCUCGUAGAUCAGCUGGAGAAGAGCCUUUACCCGAAGAGGAUCCUUCAAAUCCAAUCUUUAAGCCAAUCCCUGAACCAUCAAGGCUAGAGAGUUUCCUCAUCACAAACCAAGUCUCAAACUUCUGUGGUCAAAUCAAUGGAGUGGCUGGCCAGAACUUCAGCAGGCUCUACCUGACCAAGGCAUUGCACGAUAACUGAUUACUAGACCACCCAAGUUUUUGUUUAAAGUCGAACAAAUGAGAACAGAUCCUGUUUUUUUUUCUCAGUUUUGUUUUGUAAUCACUUUAAAAUACAUAAUUUGAUUUCUGAAAAACACGUUUUUAAUUAUUGUGAUAAUAGUACGAGAAAAGGCUUGCCGAGAUCAUUAAAUUACACUUUCUAUCUGUACUAGAUUCUUUCUCCG
This is a messenger RNA of Eruca vesicaria subsp. sativa (arugula), 1369 nucleotides long. The record is from the annotation of a GenBank genome assembly. Lineage: Eukaryota; Viridiplantae; Streptophyta; Magnoliopsida; Brassicales; Brassicaceae.